UGAGAAAAGCCCCUCACUCUGCACACAGACCCUGGUGAGUUGGGGUAAGAACUUGAAAUCCAGCAUGUGGGGACCAUGGGGGUCCAGCAGUGCCUGUGACCAGAUUACUGCCAUACAUGUUAUGGAUGAAGAAACUGAGGUUGAGUAGCUACCCAAGGUCAUGCUGCUACCAAAAACUUGAGCUGGUAUCAAGAUAAUUUCACUCUUACUCCUUGGUACACUCUCCUAACCACCAACCCGUACUGCCCAUGUGCUAAAUUCCUCCUUGGAACUAUUUUGCCUCCUCUAGCUGCCUGGAAAACUCCUACUAGACCUUCAACAUUCAGCUAUAAUGUGUCCUCCCUUGUGAAGCCUUUCUCAACCUGAUCCCAGGCAGAGUUUCAUCCCCUGGGUACCCAAAGCACUGAGCAUGUGUCUCUGUCACCCUCCUGAUGAAACUGUUCUGAAAUGUGAACAAUGCUCACUUUUCCUCAAACUCUAAAUUUUAUAACCACAGAACUAAGUUAUCUUAUUCUCUUAUGUCACUGAUUUCAGAAAAUGCACCAGUAAGGCAGCCCUUUCUAUUUUUAGUUGGAUUUCACUAUUGGAAAUGUCUUUGUUGGGGUGAACCACACAGCUGGCCUCACUAACAUCCACCUCCCAGUAGCAGGGAGCAGCUGGUUCUACCACAUUUUUCUUAUUGAAGCUCUUCUGAUACUGAGGGCAUCUGUCAUCUCUCCUUAGAGGCUUUCCUGACCAUGUCCUGUGGUGCCCCCAGCCAUUUCCUGCAGAACGUUCUACCCAGUUCCCUCAUUGUACUUCCCUUUAACACAAAGAGCUUGUCCACUUAUCUCUUUUGCAUUGGUACCCUGAUGGAGUCUGUGGGGUCCAGGGAAGCAGGGACCUUGUCUGGGUGAUCCACCUUUGAAAGUUUCAUGCCCAGCCCAGCACGUGACAAAUUUUGUUGAAUGCAUGUGUGAAAGGGACUGGGAUGUGAUAGAAAAAUCAGACUGGUGAAUAAUUAAAGACUGCCUUGAAGGCCAUGUGAAGAUGGCAGCCUUAAGACAAAGAACUUCAGUGAGGACCUCAAUAGAAUCCACUUGCCUCUAAAUAACCUGUCUUGCUGCUUUUGUAACUACCAGCAGUUGGGAAUAAAUACUCUUCUGGCCCUGCAUUGUUCACUGUUCAAAUUGUGUGUGGUAUAUAGUAUUCCAGGGCAAUCUGGGGUUGCUUGGGGGCUUGGAGGUUGCCAAGGGAAUUAAGCACCCCUGUUUUAGGUGGGAAAUUCCUUCUUGUCCCUGGCCACCUUUCUUGUCCACUCAGACAAUAUUUAUUAGAGACUCACAACCUUCCAGGCCUGGUAAUUUACUCUAGUCCUUGAAAUUGAGUCAGACUACUCACAUGUUGCUACUCUCCCAUCCAAUGCAACAAAGUCACCAAUAAUUGUGAGCUCAUUGACAACUGUCCCACCUUCCUAACCCGAGGCCAUUUGACCCCCAAGUGGCACCCAAGUGCCCCUAUGGCUCGAACUCCCUAGAUUCACACCUUCCAUUUGACCCCAGUGCUGGCUCACAAUGCAUUUGUUUUUGCUCCAGAUGCUUACCCAGGUAUUCAGCCCCUGGCCUAUUUCUCUGUUUUCUUGCUUGGAUUGUUGCUUCAACUCCAUCCCCUAUUUCACCUCCCAGCAUUUUCAGAAUCUCACCUCUACUUUGGCUCCAGGAUCAUUGAGAUGAGGGCUGUUGAAAUGUUCUACUGGGGCUGUUACUGUUCUUGGCUUGGACCUCAAAAUUUGUAAUAGAAGAGUCAGUGGGAAGCUCUUGCCUGGCAUGUGGUCAAGCAUCUUAUUCAGAGAUGCAAGUUCUGCUCUCCCGUCCCAUGGCUGUAACAAAUAUCACUAACUUAUUUCACUAACUGAUUAUGGCUUCCCCCUCUACUAAUUCUAGCUGUGACCUCACACCUCUUCUCAAGAUGGCACUCUAAGCAACCACUACCACUUGAUGGCCAGGUGGGAUGAAAAGUAUUUUCCAGUCCCACUCAGUCUUUUGCCAUUGCUCUUCUAUUCUGCCUGUAGCAAAGGCAUAUUCUGUAAAAAUGGGGGGUGUGAAUCAAUCAGUGACCUCUGACUUCCUUCUGGUGGGCCUCUUCAGUCGCUCAGGAUCAAGUCAGCUACUCUUCUCCCUAGUGGCUGCCAUGUUUAUCAUGGGCCUUCUGGGCAACGCUGUUCUGCUCUUCCUGAUCUAUAUGGACUCCCGGCUCCACACACCCAUGUACUUUCUGCUCAGUCAGCUGUCCCUGUUUGAUGUUGGCUUCCCCCUGGUCACCAUCCCCAAGAUGGCAUCAGACUUCCUACAGGUGAAAAAUUCCAUCACCUUUGGGGGUUGUGCAGCUCAAAUAUUCUUCCUUACACUUAUGGGUGUGGCUGAGGGCAUCCUGUUGGCCCUCAUGUCCUAUGACCGGUAUGUGGCCGUGUGCCACCCCCUGCAGUAUCCUGUGCUUAUGAGGCGCCAGGUAUGCCUGCUCAUGGUGGGCUGCUCCUGGAUGGCAGGUGUGCUCAAUGCCUCCAUCCAGACCUCCGUCACUCUGCACUUCCCCUACUGUGCCUCCCACAUCGUGGACCACUUCUUCUGUGAGGUGCCAGCCCUGCUAAAGCUCUCCUGUGCAGACACCUCUGCCUAUGAGUUGGCGCUGUCCAUCUCUGGGGUACUGAUCCUCGUGCUUCCCCUGUCCCUCAUCACCACCUCCUACGGCCAUGUGUUGGGGGCUGUUCUACGCAUGCGCUCAGAGGAGGCCCGGCACAAGGCCUUCACCACCUGCUCCUCGCACAUCACAGUGGUGGGGCUCUUUUAUGGUGCAGCUGUGUUCAUGUACAUGGUACCUGGUGCCUACCACAGCCCACAGCAGGACAACGUGGUCUCCCUCUUCUACAGUCUUGUCACCCCCAUGCUUAACCCCCUCAUCUACAGUCUAAGGAACCGGGAAGUGCGAAUGGCUUUGGUGAAAGUGAUCCACAGAGCUGCGCUCAGACCACACAGGGGGCUGCUGGUGUGAUCGCAGGAGUCUUCCAUCCCGCCCAUCACUUCACAGCACCCACGUGUGAGGCAGCUGCUGAGAGCUUAUCUUAAAGGCUGUGUCAGUUUCUUCUCAUGUCAUGACUAGCUGAGUUCAUGUUUUCUCCCAUGGAUUUGUGGAAAUCAAUGGUAUCAGCUCCAGUCACUUUUCAUAUAUUCUUUCCCCACUCUUUAGUACUAUUUACAUGAAUGAAAGGCCCUACUUGGUAAAGUUGAGAUCUUGCUGAAACAACAGAAAUUUACUUCUCAUUGUUCUGGAGGCUGGGAUGUCUAAGAUCAAAGUACUGGCUUAUUCUUUUCCUGGUGGGGGCUCUCUUCCUGGCUGUAGAUAGCUGCCCUUUCCUUGUGCCCUCAGAUGGAAGAGAAAAAGUACUCUGCUGGUGUCUCUGCCUCUUCUCAUAAGUACAUUGGGCCUAUGGGAUUAGGGACUUCCCAUUAUGACCUCAUUUAACAUUCAUCCUUCCUCACAGACCCUAUCUCAAAUACAUUCACAUGGGAGUUCAGGGCUUCAGUACAUGCAUCUA
Molecule: messenger RNA, 3571 nt
Organism: Phyllostomus discolor (pale spear-nosed bat)
Lineage: Eukaryota; Metazoa; Chordata; Mammalia; Chiroptera; Phyllostomidae
Product: olfactory receptor 2Z1
Exons: 2
Coding region: 1990-3027 (345 amino acids)
Biological process (GO): G protein-coupled receptor signaling pathway
Cellular component (GO): membrane
Molecular function (GO): G protein-coupled receptor activity; olfactory receptor activity
Source: RefSeq, a predicted model, not a curated record